CUUGUAUCUCCUGGCGAUCCAUAGUAUUAAGAUGAUCAAGCUUGUCGCCGGAUAUGAAUUGCCUAAGGAGGAAGUACUGAAGUGGUGCGAUUCCAAGAAGCUGGCAAGGGAUGACGGCUCGUUAUACAGCGCCGUGAUCAGCUACAUGUUGGAUAACCCCGACCGCCUCCCUUUUGACCACUUCAAGUUCUACGCUGUCAGCUGGCCACCCUAUUAUGUACCGGACGGCCACGGACGCAAGAUACCCAACCCAAUCUCCCAAUCGCACUACAUGUUCAUCACGCGUUAUCUCGUCGACGAGGCAUUUCCUCGCCGAUCUCCAUGGAACGGCGAGUACCAAGCGGAGGAACGCGAUCAGGAUCGACUCCUGAAAGCGACACUGGUCGAAGUACUGGGUCUACCUGAGGCCAAGCUCACAUUCGCCACGUAUCCAAAGGGGCACAUGUAUAUGUUGCCGGAGACGCCGUGGGAACAGAUCACAAUUCCUCGACCUCAGGCUCCACAUUCCACAGUUGUAUGAGCUUGAUGUAAGCCGCACGAGACGAAAUCUAGAAAUACGUGAUCGCCGUCGUCCAAGGCUUUGUUUGAAUAGUGACUGGUCGCGGCUUCACGAUGUAGCCUAUUGAGAGGGCCAUAUAUGCUCGCUUCGUAGUGUGUCCAUGGCUUCACUGCAGUCACAGGGGUGACCGGGUCCAGUACGUAAACAUCCUUCCCCUUAUAUACGGGGGGAGUCGGAACGACCAACUCCAUCGACUGCCAGUGCCCGUCAUUGCACAAGCUACCAACCAGCUAUCCUUGUAUCUCCUCGAGACACAUAGUAUCAAGAUGUUGAAGCUUGUCGCCGGAUAUGAAUUGCCUACCGAAGAACUACGCAAGUGGUGCGAUUCCAAGAUACCAUCAAAGGAGCAUGAUUCGUUAUACUGCGCCAUGAUCUCCUACAUGAAACACUCCGACGGCCUUCCUUUUGAUCACUUCAAGUUCUGUGUUGUCAACUGGCCACCCAGCUACGUCCCCUACGGACACAAGAUACGCAACCCAAAGACCCAAGUACAUUACAUGUUCAUCACGCGUUAUCUCGUCGAUGAGGCAUUUCCUCGUCGAUCUCCAUGGAACGGCGAGUACCAAGCGAAGGAGCGCGAUCAGGAUCGACUCCUGAAAGCGACACUAAUCAAAAUACUGGGUCUACCCGAGGCCCAGCUCACAUUCGCAACGUAUCCGUAGGGGACCAUCUAUGUGCCGCCGGAGAAGCAGUGGGAACAUAUCACAAUUCCUCGGCCUCAGGCUCCACGUUCCGCACUUGCUCGCUCAGAUUGACAGUCUUGGACAU
Molecule: messenger RNA, 1327 nt
Organism: Punctularia strigosozonata HHB-11173 SS5
Lineage: Eukaryota; Fungi; Basidiomycota; Agaricomycetes; Corticiales; Punctulariaceae
Exons: 3
Coding region: 32-520 (162 amino acids)
Source: RefSeq, a predicted model, not a curated record